Messenger RNA from Gossypium raimondii (Peruvian cotton), 1066 nucleotides. RefSeq lists its product as hypothetical. Gene Ontology annotation, cellular component: cytosol; nucleus. Gene Ontology annotation, biological process: chaperone-mediated protein complex assembly; protein folding. NCBI's taxonomy places the organism in Eukaryota, Viridiplantae, Streptophyta, Magnoliopsida, Malvales, Malvaceae. Gene Ontology annotation, molecular function: Hsp90 protein binding; protein-folding chaperone binding. The transcript is spliced from 6 exons. The coding region runs from base 161 to 787 and encodes 208 amino acids. The record is from RefSeq and is a predicted model, not a curated record.
UAUUAUGAACCCCCAAAGGGCAAUUUUUGUCCACUUCGUUGUUAAGUGAACUCCUCCUCAUUAAAAUAAGCGUCGCCUAUUCUUUUCUUCUUUCAUUAGGGUUUUACAUUUCUUUACUAUCUUUCCUCCUCAAGAAACUCUCUACUACCCAGUAUAAGCCAUGAGUCGUCAUCCUGAGGUGAAAUGGGCACAAAGAACCGAUAAGGUUUUCAUUACGGUGCUAUUACCUGAUUCAAAGAAUGCAAAAGUUAACCUUGAGCCGGAAGGAGUGUUUAAUUUCUCUGCUACUGCUGGAACUGACAAUAACACAUAUGAGUUGAAGUUGGAUCUUUUUGAUAAGGUCAACGUGGAGGAAAGCAAAAUUAAUAUCGGAGUUAGGAGCAUAUUCUGCAUCUUGGAGAAGGCUGAAAAAGUGUGGUGGAAAAAAUUAUUGCGCGGGGAUGGCAAAGCCCCCCAUUACGUCAAAGUGGACUGGGACAAAUGGGUGGAUGAAGAUGAAGACAAGGGUCUUGGUGAUCUUGACUUAGGAGGAAUGGACUUCUCGAACUUCGGGGGAAUGGGCGGCAUGGGCGACAUGAUGGGCGGCAUGGGCGGCAUGGGCGGCAUGGGCGGCAUGGGUGACAUGAUGGGUGGCAUGGGCGGCAUGGGUGGCAUGGAUGAAUUUGAGGACAGUGAUGAUGAAGGGCAAGAAGUGACAAAGCCAGAUGACAAGGCCGAAGGAGAUGCAAAGCCUGAGGAGCAUGGCAUCGGAUCUUCAGAGAAAAAGGAGGCUGAACCGAGCACAUGAAAUCAUUUUAGCUGAAACCCGAAAUGCUGUUAACUAUAGUUAUGGGUGAUAUUUUGCUCUUUCCCUGUCAUGGAUGGGGGAGAGGGGAUCAAAGCCUGAUGUGUUUUUAACUGCGUGAGAUUAAAAAAUUUGCGGAAAGAUAUGUGUUGUUGUGUCAGGUGGAGAAACAAUGUUAGCUCUUUGACAUGAAUUAGGAUGGAUGGUGUACCUGUAUCUUUAAAUUUGUUUGAUGGUGAUCAUUUAGAAAUGAGAUAAUCUGGGAUUUCAUCCUUGUUGCAA